Caenorhabditis sp. 36 PRJEB53466 is the source of this 906-nucleotide messenger RNA. The record is from the annotation of a GenBank genome assembly. NCBI's taxonomy places the organism in Eukaryota, Metazoa, Nematoda, Chromadorea, Rhabditida, Rhabditidae.
AUGGAAGUGCCUGAAAAUGUCGUCGACGCCAUCCAAAUCGGUCCGUGCGGCGGCGACUAUGACAUCCAGUCCAUGGUCAAAAACGGCAGGAAAGCGACGUAAUUGGGAAGUUGCGAUUCGGCGCUGCGGAGCUAGAAACGUCAGCGAAAGGUGGAACGCCUCUCUCGAAGACUGUUGAUGCGAAGGCGUACGCGGUUGCAUCUCUGCUUUUCGGUACCCGGACGCUCAAUAUUCGUACAUUUGAUCGUGACGUUUCAGGGGCAAAUGCGACGACAGCAAAGAAAUGAUGAGACAGGUGUCGAUCGGCGAUUUCUACGAGGACAUUUGCGAGCUGACGGGGAUCUGUGAACCGAUACCGAAACCGGCGCCGCAGAAGAAUCCGGAGGAGAGCAAGAAGUCGGCUGGUGGUGGAGGAGGAAGAGGCGAUAAAGAGCAGAAGGAGGCUGGAAGUGGGGAGAGGGAAGCGGCGAAUUCGACGGUCGACGGAGCGAUCGGAUCGGGUCUUCAUGUGACAGCCAUCACUCUUCACGUUACUGCACUUUUCGUCUCUUCUCACUGUCUCCCCUUCGGCGAAAAAAAUUUUCGCGUGCUUUCUGCGUGCGGCUCUCAGUGUCGAUUUACGGGAGACGGUUUUUCAACUGAAAACACUGUUUUCCCGAGUUUUUGGGAUUAUGCACACUUUUCCUUCAAAACUUUUGCCUCACGUUUGUUUAUAUGACCGAUAGCUACAAAAUGAUCACAGAGUGCUCGUGUAAAAGUGAAAAUUCGAAGAGUAAUUUCGUUUUUUAAAAUUUGGCUUGAAAAAACAAACUUUCGGAAUUUUUGAGAAAACAGUUGACAGAAUCAAAAAACAGUUGCCUCACGAUUGUUCUGCAGACAAAUCCGGUCAUUUUGAGCACCCAUUAA